This is a messenger RNA of Verruconis gallopava, 2996 nucleotides long. RefSeq lists its product as uncharacterized. Gene Ontology annotation, biological process: carbohydrate metabolic process. NCBI's taxonomy places the organism in Eukaryota, Fungi, Ascomycota, Dothideomycetes, Venturiales, Sympoventuriaceae. The transcript has 2 exons. Gene Ontology annotation, molecular function: UDP-glycosyltransferase activity; hexosyltransferase activity. Bases 381 to 2996 code for a protein of 871 amino acids. The record is from RefSeq and is a predicted model, not a curated record.
GACGGAUCCCGCCCAUCGCUGCAUUGUCACGACUUUCUCUGUGUAGCCUAUAUGGGUUUCCAAAGUAAUCUUUGCGAAACUGCCUACUCGGAACGAACUGCAGGCCUGUGUUGUUAAGUAACUUAUUUCCGCAUGUACUGGAACUAAGAACAGCUUUUUGGUAUGCCGGUGGCCAGAUCUUGAACAGCGAGCUUUCAGAUGCACGGGGGCAUCACUCAAUCAAAAUAACGUUCGUAUUCAACAAGCGUCGUAAAAGGAAUCGUCACCUUGGUAGUUUCCAGCACCAAAAAUUUUUUUUCCUUCAAGUAUCUUCGAUUUUAAUCACCUCAGGAGGGUCAUCGGACGAACAAUAUAUACCUGUCGUUACAAAUUGGCACGCCAUGCCUCUCAGCCUACUUACUAAGAAGCGUCAUGACCAUGUUCAAAUUCAAGACAAGGUCAAUGCCACUGAAUCGGCGGCGAGAGUCAACAGCAAUGGCCAAAUUGAUGUCAAGUUCCACUCCAAUCCUACUCAAUUAGCAGAGUACUUUGAGCGCUUUGAAGAAGCCUUCGCUCAACGUCCCGAGAGGAGGCCGAAACAAAAACACAAGUUCGAAGACCCAGAGAGGCCUGAAUCAACACCUCGGCUGUGCAUCGCUAUCCAUAUUGUGGGCUCCCGGGGAGACGUCCAACCAUUCAUUCCCAUCGCGCAGCUUCUCAUAGGUUAUGGGCACAGAGUACGGAUAUGUACUCAUCUCAACUUUAAGUCCUUUGUCGAGUCAAAUGGGGUCGAGUUCUUCAGUAUUGGGGGAGACCCAGAAGCUUUGAUGUCUUACAUGGUCAGGAAUCCUGGCCUUCUUCCCAGUAAAGAGUCGAUCAAAGCUGGUGAAAUUGGAAAACGCAAGCGUGAAAUGGCAGAGAUACUUGAAGGUGCAUGGCGGUCCUGCAUAGAGGCGGGAGAUGGGACUACAAGGACUAGAUUGGUGGCCUCGCACGUCAAGGACGUGAAAGACCUGUUCGUGGCUGACGCAAUCAUUGCUAAUCCCCCGAGCAUGGCCCAUAUCCACUGCGCAGAGAAGCUGAAUAUACCACUCCACAUGGUAUUUACGAUGCCAUGGAGCCCAACAAAAGUUUUUCAUCAUCCACUUGCGGCUAUGGAGUAUGACGAAGCAGAUCACAGCGUUGCAAAUUACAUGUCUUUUAUGCUGAUGGAACUGCUGACCUGGGAAGGGCUUGGAGAUAUUAUCAACGACUUUCGGCGAAAAACAUUGAAAUUGGACCCAAUAAGCCCGAUGUGGGGCUAUCAGCUGCUUCCAAGGAUGCGUGUGCCAUACACGUACCUGUGGUCGCAAACCUUGAUUGCAAAGCCGUACGAUUGGGAUGAUCACAUCAAAAUCACCGGUUUCUCUUUUCUUGAACAAGCCAGCACUUAUACGCCGCCUCAAGAUCUUGUAGACUUUCUGAAAGAGGGACCAACGCCCAUCUACAUUGGUUUCGGGUCUAUUGUAAUCGAUGAUCCCGAGGCACUAACCCAGCUGCUCUUGGAAGCUGUGAAACUCGCAGGGGUGCGCGCUAUUGUGUCCAAAGGCUGGGGAGGUGUUGGUAGCGGUGAUAUCCCCAAAAACAUCUAUCUCAUAGGCAAUUGCCCACACGAUUGGCUAUUUAAGCAAGUUUCCGCAGUUGUGCAUCAUGGCGGUGCUGGCACAACAGCAGCUGGUAUUGCUCUUGGACGGCCAACGGUCGUCGUUCCGUUCUUUGGUGACCAACAAUUCUGGGGUCAAAUGAUAGCAAAAGCGGGCGCUGGGCCUGCUCCUGUGCCAUUCAAGAAAAUGACAGCUGAGUCGCUCGCGGAGAGUAUAACGUAUGCACUCAAGCCCGAAGUUAAGAAGGCAGUUCAGGCUAUGGCGGACCAAAUAGCUUCUGAAAAUGGCGCCAGGGAUACUGCAACUGACAUUAACGAGCGCCUUGAUGUCAGUGACUUCAGAUGUGACUUAUUUCCAGACAAACUGGCCGUUUGGCUUCACAAAAAGACCGGGUCGCAGUUGAGUGGCAUGGCCGCCAGUUCCCUCAUACAAAACCACGUUAUCAAAUAUAACGAGCUGAAAGUCCUAAAGAGACGCCAUUGGUACGUCGACGAAGGGGCAGAGCAUCCCAUUAUUGGCAUAAUUGCCACCGGAACGAACUUCAUCAGGGCCAUUGACGGCGCCGUGACUCAUUUCAAACGCCGCGCGAUACGGCCCGAGCUAGUCACGAAUGACCUAGAGAAGUCGAAAAUUCGAAAAGCGAGCGUUGUCCAGAUUGAGCCGGAAGAGUGGCAAGCUGGAGAGGAGAUCACGAAUCGUCAGAUCGAGCAGCUAGCACGAAGGAUUGCGAGGAAGACAAGGAGAGAGCGAGCGUAUGACUCCAUCCGGGCCAAGAUUGACGAAAACCUGGCCGAAGACAGACAUAAGCCGACCGUUCCCUUCUACAAAGAAGAGAAACCGCAUAGCCGCCCAGUGGAGGUCACAAUCGCGACAGGUGAAUUGGUCGGUGAACUUACACUUGCCGUUAUUAGUAUUCCCAUGUGGCUGAUGUACAAUCUUGCAAACGGCUUCCAUAACAUCCCAAGCUAUUCUUUAUGGUCUGUUCCUGUCCGCCGCCGUGACGAGAUCACAGGCUUGGGCACAGGUUUACGAACGGCCGGCAAAGAAUUCAUACUCGGCCAUUGGGAUGCACUUCGAGGGCUUGUAGUAUGGCCCUAUAGGGGAGCAAAACAGGGAGGCGCGAAAGGUUUCGGAAAGGGAGUGUUCCAGGCGUGGAGGGGCUUUAGUACGAAUAUCGGCGCAGCAGUAUUUGGACUGUACGGAUACAGCACGAAGGGAUUAUAUGAGGAGGUGCGCAAGAGACAGCUGACUAGUAUCAAGGCUGAGAUAGCACUCAUAAGAUUGAGGCAGAGUGUGGAGGAUUAUAAAGCUGCAUCGGAGGAAGAGAAGCUGACAGCUGUUAAGCGCUGGAAGUCGCUGCAAUGUAUGGCCUGA